Messenger RNA from Rasamsonia emersonii CBS 393.64, 1944 nucleotides. RefSeq lists its product as uncharacterized. The coding region runs from base 1 to 1944 and encodes 647 amino acids. The record is from RefSeq and is a predicted model, not a curated record. NCBI's taxonomy places the organism in Eukaryota, Fungi, Ascomycota, Eurotiomycetes, Eurotiales, Trichocomaceae. The transcript has 3 exons.
AUGGACCCGGCCAAUCAUCGCAGUUCGCAUGUGGCCCCGGAUCGCUACAGGCAGAAUAUCUAUCUUAACAUCCCUCAGGUCCGGUUUUACCCUGCUUCCAACCCGGAGACAAACCAUACGUCCACGAGCCACAACGCCCCGCCUUCCUCCGCCUCCUCCCUCUUGUCCCCCUCCACCCAGACCAGCUCCGAUCUGCUGCAGGAACCCCCGGACUCGUCGCGGUCUGUGAGCACUGUGACGCCUGCCGAUGCCUCGACCUUUGUUUGGGGCAAUCCGCCCUCUCAUCUCGCAUCUCCCACCGUCGACGAUGAACCACUGUCUGGCGAUGCCUUCGCCUAUUAUGAGAACACAUCGCAGGUUCCCGCUACAUCGAAUCUGAAUCACGAUGACGAAUUGAGCCUGCUUCCUUCCCUGCUGGAUUCCCCACAGGCCCUUUUUGAACUGUGCAUCACGCGUCUGCGUCGUCAAUUCGAAGGCCAUGGCGACCAGAGGUCAUAUGCAAUGGACCUCUUCCAAUACGUCAUGGCCCGGGAGCCGCUCCUUGUUCCUCAAUUACCCAUCCUUUCGCCCUCGAACGACGGUCAGUCCGUCCCAUCCCCUCCCCACAGCGCAAGGAGCCACAGACCGCCCAUCUAUGCUUGCGCCCUCUGCCCGGGCCGACUACAAUUCACGUCGCGAGGCUCUCUAAAGCGGCACGUCUCCAACCUCCACAGGCCCAAGUCUGAGUUUCGAUGCCCUUUUCCCCGAUGCCGCGGGAGGACAAACAGGAGGGACAAGAUGCAUGAUCAUCUCCGACGCCACGGUCUUGGAUCUCUUUGGAGUCGAGCCUCCAUCACCCAGCUGGAGGUUCCUCUGCCCGCGCCCACGGCAUGUGAAAUCUGUUUAAGGAAUCCACCCUUCCAAUCAUGGGACGAAUGGUUCGAGUGCAUCGAGAGUCACUGCCGCCUAGAGACCUCGCUGCCUGACCACGUCCCUGAUGGGCAGGACGGCAACGGAAGUGGUCAAACGGGGGGCUCCGGUUUUGGCAAUGGAAGUCCUUUUCCUGGUCCAGCGGGUGGAGGAUUUUUGAAUCCGGGGGCUAGCGGUGGUGGCAUGGAUUUCAUGGGCAAUGGGGGAGGCUAUUCACAACCCUGGCCCGGCACUGGUUACAAUGCGUCUAUGUCAGAAAACUCGUGUGAGCGGAAUCGAAUUCCUUCAGAUACCUCCAGUGCUUCCAGUCACCAGGUUUCAACCAGCCCCAUCUCUCCCAGCACAGCAUCACGUAGGUCACGGUGCUCGAGCGACUCGAGUGAUGGUUCGUUUCCAAUCCCCGACGGACUCGUUGACAACAAAGGCCCAACCCAAGAUUCCCAAGAUUGGAUGCCACAGAAGUGCAGACGUUGUGGCCAUGUGUCUACGUCGUGCCCAGAAUGCCCACCCGAUCUAAGACUAGCUGAAUGGUGUCAUAGUUGCAAGGACAACAUGCCUUCGUCAAUCUCAUCCCGGUUGCUGGACUUCAUCGGAAACUAUGACCGGUAUCAAGACUUGGCAUGCAACGGAGUCUCCAGCCGCAGGGAUAUGCAGUACGAGAUUGGUUUUGAUCGUAACCUUUCACGUCCGACGGUCUACGUCGUUGAAGAUCGACCCCGUGGACGGCCAAAGUUCAUUUCUCCGAAGUGGAAACGCAGGUCUAUUGACUUUCCGAAAUGUCCAUCGACGGAGACUCAGAAACUAGAUCAAACUGUGACGAUGUCGAAAGGGCCUUUUCCAACUUCAUUAGGAAUCACGCUGGACCAGACCACUCUGAUCUGUUCCGUUCUGCAGUUGGAAAUUGUCUUUCGUAUCAUCCAGUGGACGUCAUUUUGUUUUCUCGGGAAAUCUUCUCCCUGCUCCCGUGAGUCGCCAAAAGGGUUUCCGUCCAAGACUGUCGUCGAUGCUCUGAUGGUUGACCAAAAAGACACUUGA